Gallus gallus (chicken) is the source of this 3018-nucleotide messenger RNA. RefSeq names its product kelch domain containing 7A (gene KLHDC7A). Bases 104 to 2335 code for a protein of 743 amino acids. NCBI's taxonomy places the organism in Eukaryota, Metazoa, Chordata, Aves, Galliformes, Phasianidae. Gene Ontology annotation, molecular function: protein binding. The transcript has a single exon. The record is from RefSeq and is a predicted model, not a curated record.
GCGUGCUCAAAGUCACCUUGCCCCAGACUAGUGGCCGGUUCUGCUGGGGGCUCAACAAUCAUUAAUCGGAUUCUUCACAUUCUCAAGUGCUUGGCACAGAAAAAUGAGCCAGUGGGUAACUGUGCUUUGGCAGUCCGACAUGCAGCUGACUGGCAAGCUGGUCCUUUCUGCUGCCUCUCUGCUCCUGCUGACUUUGGCAUACAGAUUUUACAAGUCCCGCUCAGCACCUGGAGGCAACAACCCAACAACUGAUGCUUGCAGAGAGAAGGGGAGAAGGGAAAAUGCAGCCCCGGAUGGACAGAAUGUGGAGGGUCUGCGGCACAGGUGGGUGUUUGGGGCACGAAGUGGUGGUGAUGCUCAAGCAAGCGUCCCAGAUCCACGGCAAAAGAGAGAGAGAAUUCUGCCAGCAAAUGAGGAGAAAGAUGGAGGGAAGGCAAAAUCUCACGGCUUCAGGGAUCUGAAUGAAAUGCUGAAUGGGGAGGAGAGUGGUGGGAAUGGACACAGCAUGCUUGUCCCACACAUCAUUCUUCCCAACCAGACGGCAGGGGAUGGAGGUGCACAAAGCACUGAGCAGGACUUGGCCAGUGGAAUCGCCAGCAAGGAGGGGAGCAGAGGGACAAUCCAGACCCUCAGUGUCACCUCGGAGCUGGGGGUAAAUAUAACAGCAAGCUAUAGGGAGGCAGAUACCUCCCAUUCUUUCUCCUCAAUUGCAAAGAUCCAGGUGGAGGAGAGCUACAUCGCUGAGAGGAAAACAAAGGAUGGGGAUGGGCAGCUGUCUCCUGGCCUCAGAGGUAAAGUCUAUGACUACUACAUCCAGUCUAUCUCCCAUUCAGUAUCAACAAAAAAGUCGCUCCCAUCUCCCUUUAUGGGGACAGCCUUGAGCUGCAGCUCAGAGCAUGUGAGGGAAGAGUUGCAGUGCUUGGAGCGGGUCAACGAAGAGCUGCAGAGAUCAGCGGGGGUCAACAAAAAGCUGCAGAACUUUGCUGCUCUGCUCCCUGACACUCACUCCCAAGAAACAACUGUGGCAUUGCAGGACCCUACUACCUCUCUUACUGUCUCGUCGAAUGUGGAGAGCUUAGAGAAGGACCCCAAGCCCUCAGCUCCCACUCGCAGCAUCAGCCGUAAGAACAGCGUCCUCCAGAUUGCAGAGAACUCUCACCUCCAGUUGCCCUUGGGUGGUUUCUGUGUCACACCAGCCAACAUGCCACCAGCAAGCGCUCAGCUGGAUCUGGUGGACAAAACCAACUUCUUCAAAACGUCACCCUCCUCCCUAGACACCCAUUUGGACCUGGGGAACUGCUACGAGGUCCUCUGUAGGGCCAAGGCAGAGAAGCUUGACUUCCUCCAGGAGGCAGCCUACAAGGUCAUGAGUGACAACUACCUACAGGUGCUGAGGACGCCCUCCAUCUACUGCCGCCUCAAAGCCAGUGAGCGGGACCUCAUCCUUCGGCGCAGAAUGAAGGGGAAGAUGUGUGUCGUCGUGGCAGACAUCAGCACACAGCUUGGCCUCUAUGCUAGCCGACUCUGCUGCUAUGAUGACGAAGGGGACCGCUGGCAUAAUCUUUGCCACGUGCCACCAGAGGUGGUCUCCCAGGGGUGUGCCAUGUGCAGCAUGUUCAACUACCUCUUUGUGGUAGCAGGCUGCGAAGGCUUGGGCCGCACACCUUCCAACCGUGUCUUCUGCUACAACCCGCUGACCAAUAUCUGGAGGGAGAUCUGCCCCUUGAACCAAGCCCGUCCUCACUGCAAGCUGGUGGCCUUGGAUGGCUGCCUCUAUGCCAUCGGUGGAGAGUGCCUCUACACAGUGGAGCGGUAUGACCCACGGUAUGACCGCUGGGUCUUCAUUGCCCCACUGCCUCAUGACACCUUUGCUGUAGCCCACACGGCCACAGUGUGUGACGGGGAGAUCUAUGUGACGGGGGGCACCUUGCGCUAUGUGCUGCUGCGCUACAUAGCCCGUGAGGACAUCUGGACAGUCAGCCCAGCUGGAGGCGGCAAGGACAGGACAGUGGAGGUAGUGAGCGUCAAUGGUUUCGUCUACCGCUUUGACUACAAUUGCAGCAUGGGUAUUAGUGUCUAUCGCUGUAGAGCCAAGGCCAAGCUGUGGUAUGAAUGUGCCACCCACGCCAAAGCCUACCCGGCCUGCUUCCAGUGUGCCGUGAUGGGCAGCCUGGUGCAUUGCAUUGGUCGCCACUUCCACAUCCGCUUCUUGGCUGACCCUGUCUCACCACGCUUUGGGACCAAGGAGCUGCGGCCUUUCCCUUCACCCCGGGGUAGCCUGAUCCCAGUCGUCCUGGUGCUGCCAUGGGCAGGGAUGGAGCAGACAUGGGUCUGAGGCACGAUGAGAUCAUGAUAACCAGGUAACAGAAGUCACCCACCUUCAUUUACAGCUUUCUACUGGACUAAUGCUAUCAGGACAAUGUCACAUUCAUUUGCCUUCCACUGUUGGACCAAUGCCAUCAGGACAAGGCCACCACCUCAUCUUCCUGUUCCCUGUAAGUGGAAAAGAAGAAGACAGGUUGCGCUUAAACACUCAUAAACCCAGCACUAGGGAUGCAAGAAAGAGCAAAGCUGGAGGUGGGCGGACUUGUUUGCCUACAGGUAUUUAAAUGCAGGUGUGUCUGCUUGAAUGCAAAUAAACUCAGGCUCCCAGCUGCCUCCAUAGAUUGCUGCUUUGGAGACAGCAGGUUUUUAAUACUGGCCCACAUGCCCAACAUAUGGGGGGUUUUAGGGCAUAGAAAGAUAGCAGUGAAGUUUGGUCCCUAAGAGGUAUCUCCAGAGCAUGUCCCCAUCAGCACUGAGCUGUCACCGAGCCUUGACGUCACCCUAGAGUGGGAGACUGGGGAUCAAAGCAUCUCAUCAAGGUAUCGCUCCUUCUAUUGCCUUGUUACCCAUUUCCUUAUCCUCAGCCCAGAAUAAUAUAAAUAAAUAUUUAUACACAUGUAAUGUAAAUAGAUGCUAUAGAUUUAUAGACAGCUGGUCUUAAAUAAAAUUAAUGUGAACAUUUGGUAAAAUUAA